AUGAGUUUUCCUGAGGAUAAUGGGUAUACUAAUACUCGAAAUGCACGUGGAGAUUCCAGGAAUGGUCUUUCUAUCAAACAAGCAUAUAGUAACGGUGGUCUGAAAGCUGGGGCUGUCAGAGCCCUAGGACUGGCAUACCGUGUGCUGUCUCGACGCAAGGCAGCAGAGGAGGGAGUAGCUCGUCUGGCAAGAGUUCUUUCAGCUUUGGACCUGACUGCACUGGGAGUGGGUAGUACACUUGGAGUAGGAGUUUAUGUAUUAGCUGGAGAUGUUGCCAAAAACUAUGCAGGUCCAGCUGUGGUCUUGUCAUUCCUGUUAGCAGCUGUUGCAAGUGUUUUUGCAGGUCUGUGUUAUGCAGAGUUUGGUGCUCGUGUUCCAAAGGCAGGGUCAGCAUAUGUGUACAGUUAUGUCUGUGUUGGAGAGUUUAUUGCAUUUAUUAUUGGAUGGAAUCUCAUACUUGAAUAUAUAAUAGGUGCAGCCUCUGUAACUAAGGCAUUGAGCGAGUAUCUGGAUUCACUGUUAGACAAGGCAAUAUCCAGCCGCUUACUCGAAUGGAUGCCUAUGGAUUCACCACAUCUUGCCAAAUAUCCCGAUAUUUUUGCCUUUUCUGUCAUAAUGAUUUUUUCUGUAUCGCUCGCGUUUGGCGUGAAAGAGUCGACAAAGUUCAACAACUUCUGUACCGGCGUGAAUUUAUGUGUUGUGCUGUUUGUCAUAAUAUCGGGCUCCUUCAAAGCUGAUACGAAAAACUGGCGCAUACCAGCAGAAGAGGUCCCGAAAGGUGGUGGGCGGGACUUCGGUAGCGGUGGCUUCGCCCCUUACGGGAUCGCUGGGAUCAUUCGGGGCGCGGCUGUCUGCUUUUACGGCUUCAUAGGCUUCGACUGCGUAGCAACGGCCGGCGAAGAAGCGCGUAGACCCCAGAAAAGCAUACCCUUUGCUGUGGUCGCUUCGUUGCUAGUUGUGUUCCUUGCCUACUGCGGUGUGUCUUGCGUGCUCACACUUGUCUUGCCUUACUAUAUGCAGGACGAAAAGGCACCGUUCCCGUAUGUGUUUGAUCAAUUGGGAUGGAGUUGGGCCAAAUAUGCUGUCAGCGUUGGUGCCGUUUGCGCUCUUUGCUCAAGUCUUUUGGGUUCGGUGUUUCCUCUGCCACGUAUUAUUUACGCGAUGUCAGCGGACGGACUGCUUUUCCGUUUCAUGGGAGGGGUUAGCGAGAAGUUCCAUACACCGAUUGUUGGUACAGUUGUUGCGGGGCUUUUUACAGGCACGCUCGCGAUGUUAUUCGAGUUGGAGCAGUUAAUUCAUAUGAUGUCCAUCGGCACACUGCUGGCCUACUCCAUGGUCGCCUCCUGUGUGCUUUUACUCAGAUACGAGCGUACACAGAGUACGCGUACUGCGAGUGAACCAACACGUAUGAGCAUACGAGGAUGCGUACGUCAAGUGUUUAACGUAGACGGCCUGACCACGCCCACACAGCUCAGUGCCACAACUGUCAACGUACUCGUCACGUUAUACGGCGUUUGGUGCUUCUUGAUGAUGGGCAGCAUCAGUGGACACGGGGACGCGAUCCUGUCAGGCGCUCCAGGCCCGUUGGCGGCGGUGGUGGUGGGAUCUUUCCUGGUGCUCACCACGCUCUACGCUAUCUCACGGCAACCCGUUUCAGACAAGAAACUCGCUUUCUCGGUUCCUCUGGUACCGUGGCUGCCCGGUCUCAGUAUUCUCAUCAACGUUUACUUAAUGCUGAAUCUCGACUACAUGACGUGGAUUCGAUUCUCCGUCUGGCUAGCUGCUGGUCAGUAUUUCUUUAUAAUUAAAUUAAUUAUUUAG
Molecule: messenger RNA, 1821 nt
Organism: Pieris macdunnoughi
Lineage: Eukaryota; Metazoa; Arthropoda; Insecta; Lepidoptera; Pieridae
Source: the annotation of a GenBank genome assembly